Molecule: messenger RNA, 3756 nt
Organism: Esox lucius (northern pike)
Lineage: Eukaryota; Metazoa; Chordata; Actinopteri; Esociformes; Esocidae
Product: inverted formin 2
Exons: 19
Coding region: 202-3150 (982 amino acids)
Molecular function (GO): actin binding
Source: RefSeq, a predicted model, not a curated record
AUUCUAGUUUAUAUCCCGCGGUAUACGACGUACAAUUUAGAAAACCAAUCAAUUGGCAGACGUAUCGUUGUAUUUGAUACUGUAUUAUUAAAUGCAGUGUGUUUCUGAUCUACAGGCUUACAGUUACUUGACAUACUGCCCAAAUUGAGAGAUGAGGAGGAUGAGGACUUGACAGUUCAGUGUGAGACGUUUGAAGAGGCCAUGGCGGAGGAUGAGGACGAACUUUUGAGGCUCUACGGGGGAAUAGACAUGAGCAGUCACCAGGCUGUGUUUUCCACUCUCUUCAACAAGGUGUGCCGCUCUCCGUCGUCACAUCAGCUGCUGUCCAUCCUACAAGCUCUACUGCUACUUGGGCCAGACAGGGUUGACAUCUGGCAGGCCCUGGAGGCCCUUGCUAACCGGGCCAUACUGCUGGAUCAGGACUCUCAUGUGGAGUCCUGUGAGACGAUUAUGCGACGCCUGGUGUUCUCCAAGCGUAGGGUAGCUGGUGUGGAUGUUGUAGACAGUCCGCCUCCCCAGAAGAUGGAUAAGGCUGUGCAGACCGAUUUCGUGGACCACGACCCAGAAAGAUCGUGUGAUGGGACCAGUGUGAUGGGACCAGGUCACCUUAAGUGCCCACCUCCCCCUCCUCCACCCCCCGCACCGCCACUACCGCACAUAGGAGGUGUUGUACCCCCACCACCACCACCACCACCACCACCUCCUCUACCAGGGAUCGGAGUGGACCCAGGGGUCCCCCCACCACCUCCACCCCUGCCACCAGGAAUAGGCAGUGGAGGACCUCUGCCACCCCCACCCCCACCCCCACCUGGCAUGCCAGGCCUGCCUCCGCCACCUCCUCCUCCUGGCAUUGGUGGCAUGGUGGUGGCCCAGCACAGCCAGUCCCUGGGGUGUGUCUCUGCUGCCUCUACCAAGACAGGCCGCUGCCCCACCCUCAGGAUGAAGAAGCUCAACUGGCAGAAGCUUGGAACUGUCACUGAUGGUCACUCCAUGUGGACCUCAGUUCAGAAAGACGCUCCUCUGGAGCCCAACUACUCCAGCAUCGAACAGCUGUUCUGUCUCCCGGUGACCGAACACAAAGACAAGGUGGCAGCUGCUCCUGUCAAGAAGGAACCUAAAGAGAUCUCCUUCAUUGAUGCUAAGAAGAACUUGAAUUUGAACAUAUUUCUCAAGCAAUUCAAAUGCUCACAUGAUGAGUUUGUGGCCUUAAUUCUGAGUGGGGAUCGCUCUAGGUUUGAUGUAGAGGUCUUGAAGCAGCUCAUUAAACUCUUACCUGAGAAACAUGAGAUAGAGAACCUGAAAUCCUUCAAAGGAGAAAAAGAAAAGUUGGCCAAUGUAGACCGAUUCUACCUCUCCCUACUGGCAGUGCCAUGUUACCAGCUGAGGAUAGACUGUAUGCUGCUGUGUGAGGAGACCGCCUGCAUUUUGGACAUGAUCAAGCCCAAAGCGGAGGUGGUUGAAGCAGCCUGCCUGUGUCUCAGAGUGAGCACUCUCCUGCCUGGGUUCUGCAGGCUCAUACUUAACGUGGGGAACUUCCUCAACUAUGGAAGUCACACGGGGAACGCGGAGGGCUUUAAGAUCAGCUCCUUGCUAAAGCUGACGGAGACCAAGGCCAACAAGAGCCGCAUUACACUGCUCCAUCACAUUCUGGAGGAGGCGGAAGUGAACCACCCAGAGAUUUUGGACCUCCCUGAUGACAUUGAAAUUUGUGAAAAAGCAGCAGGAGUCAACCUUGACUCCAUUCAGGCAGAAGCAAGCGCAAUAGUUAAACGACUAAAAGAAGCAGCAAAGAAAGUGUCCAAUUCUGUGGAUGAUGUGAAGCAACAGUUCACAAAGGCCAUUGAGGAAAACCUGGUGACAUGCUUGGAUUUGGAGGAGCGUUUUUCAGAGAUUGUAAGGAAGAAGGCUGAACUGGCCCUCUACCUGUGUGAGGAUGCAAACCAACUCUCCCUGGAAGAACUCUUUAACACUAUCAAGACCUUCCGAGGGCUUUUCAUCAAAGCCUUAAAGGAAAACAAGACCCGAAAAGAGCAGGCAGUGAAGGCUGAAAAAAGGAAAAAGCAGCUUGAAGAAGAGGAAUCCAAAAGACAAAAGGGGGAGAAUGGAAAAAUAAUCCGGAGAGGUCCCCCUCCUCAGGACGAUGGCUGCAUUAUUGACCACCUUCUUGCUGAUAUCCGUAAAGGCUUCCACCUCAGGAAGACACGGCCCAGGUGCGAAACGGAAAGCCCUACCUCUAGUGAAAUGAAUAUGGGCCAUCCUGGAUCAUGUGUCGUGCCUGUAAAAGAUGUCGAAUCCACUGUAUCAGAAGCCUCCAGCACUCCCAGUCACACCCAACCGCAGGAAGAGAAGAGGGCUCCAAAAGGAGGAGUGAACAGAUGUCACAGCAAACCCCAAGAAAAACCCAGAGAAAAAACUGCUUUGUCACAGGCCUAUAACCUGACCCCACCAGAACUCCAGGAAAACGGGGAGCCUCUGCUAUGCCUCCCCACAGACAACUCGCCAACACUGGGAAUACUUUCAGAUCUGGCUGACAUCAACCGGAAUGGCAACACCGACCUAGUAACAAUGGAUUUGACUCCUGAGUGCCCACGGAGCAAUGGAGAGGACAAUGUUAACAGAGCUUGCACACCGGCUGUCUCUCCAAUGGACAUGAUUACAGAGAGUAAUGGCAAUAGCAACUCAAUAGAAAAAACCAUGGGCCAAUGUGAAGGCAAGGGAAGCUGUGUAAUGAUGGGGAAUAUUGGACAGGAUAAGUCUGGGGAUGAAUUGAAGAUUGUGGCACAGGAUGAGGGUGUAACUAACGGCCAAGGAGACACCAACGGCCAAAGAGACACCAACGGCCAAAGAGAGACCAACGGCCAAAGAGAGACCAACGGCCAAAGAGACACCAACGGCCAAUCAGACACCAACGGCAACAAGCUGUCGGUCAGUGCAGUGCACAGUGUGCUGGCAUAUGAUGUUCCUGACGGUGUGGACUCUGGAAAUCAGCUGUCAUCACCGGUCUCAGAAGCUCCACCGGCCUCUAAAUUGUCAGCCCUUACAUCAGAGGAUAAAAAAAAGCAGAAGCUAUUUAAAAGAAGCAAAAACAGUAAUGAAGGUAACACUGGAAAGGGAUACCCUAAACAUAAAAAGGGGUGUGUUUUGCAGUGAGGUGAUUCCCGGAAAAGGAAGACAAGAAGGAAAAGGAAAUGUUGAGGGGAUUCAUUCAUGGUUUAUGUACAGUCUAAUGGACAUUGAAAUAGACUAUGCAUACAUUAUAUUGGACAGAAUUGAUUUCUCCAAGAUAUUUGCAUGGUGUUUUACCCUUUUUUGAUUUCUUAAAAUGUGAAGAGAAUAAGAGAGACUGAAAGGCUCAAUCCUUUCCUAAAUUAAUGUUAUAUAUUUAAGGUGCAAUAAAAUAGCCUAUUUUUACAUUGGAUUAGCACAUUUGUUAUAUCUAUAGAUGCUUUAUUUCCUUUUAUUGUUUUUAAGAAUGUCUCUAUUUAUUCUUAAAGCUAUGAAUAACUCGCAAUUAAUUGUUCUGGUUAUCUGCUGUAACUUGUAUUCCAGUCUUUUCUGAAUAAUAUCAAAAUGUUUUGAACUUUUUGACUCUACAAUAGAAACAAAGUGUGCUUCUUCCUAUUGAUAACUGCGACACUUUUUAGAACAAUUUUACAUUGCGAAUUUGAUGUCUUUCGUAGUUUGCUAAAAAACUAAAACUGUAAAAGCAGUUACAAUAUGAUCAAGUUUUGAGUUAAUUAAAAACAUGUUUUCACA